Molecule: messenger RNA, 1902 nt
Organism: Phycodurus eques (leafy seadragon)
Lineage: Eukaryota; Metazoa; Chordata; Actinopteri; Syngnathiformes; Syngnathidae
Gene: bambia
Product: BMP and activin membrane-bound inhibitor (Xenopus laevis) homolog a
Exons: 3
Coding region: 518-1291 (257 amino acids)
Biological process (GO): transforming growth factor beta receptor signaling pathway; positive regulation of canonical Wnt signaling pathway; negative regulation of transforming growth factor beta receptor signaling pathway
Molecular function (GO): frizzled binding
Source: RefSeq, a predicted model, not a curated record
UUAUAUCUUGACUACUUCGAGUUCGGUCGUACUGUCUGAUAAAACGGGUUUGUCCGUCACUUUCAACAAAUUAUCCUUCCAGGAAUACUAAGAUGAUGCUUCAACAUCAUCGCUAAGAGGGAAAGAAAUAGUAAACGAGGAACCAAGGCUUUCAAUUUUCUAAUUUGACACUCUUUACAACAGGACUAUAUCGUCUCUCUUUUUUCUUCUUUGGACUUGAAGUAGACUCAGUGCUCUGAGUCUCCUGUAAAUGUGGGGCCGUUUUUAAAAGCAACUUUUAUAUGCUUCCAUGCUUGAAAGAAAGCGUCUCGGAGCCCUUUUCUACUACUGGCGGAAUUGCGAGCUGACGUUUUAGCAAUAGGAAUGGCCACUUUUUCUCCUAUGUAAAGCGUGUUUUAUAUAUAUAUAUAUAUAUAUAUAUAUAUAUAUUUCCCCCCCCCCUCACGUCCAGCUCUUGGCUUACAGUGCUGCUAGUUGUGGACACACGAGCGCGUGUUGCGCAUCAACGUUGGCGUCAAUGGAUCGUCACUUCAGUUUGAUUUCCAUUUGGCUCCAACUGGAACUGUGUGCCGUAGCCGUCCUUCUCACGAAAGGAGAAAUAAGGUGUUACUGUGACGCGCCGCACUGUGUGGCCACAGGCUACAUGUGCAAGUCUGAGCUGAACGCCUGCUUCACCAAGGUGUUGGACCCUCUCAGCUCAAACUCUCCCCUCACACAUGGGUGUUUAGACCCCAUCAGCAACGCCGGCGACAUCUGUAGCAACCAGAGGGGCUCAGACGCCCUCACCGGUGCCGCCACUCUGGACUGUUGCCACGACGACAUGUGUAACUACAGAGGCCUGCAUGACCUGGCACACGCAAGGGACUCCACAGAUCAUAGCCGGUACCAGCCAGAGAGCAACAACAGAAACUUGGUGACGCGAGUUCAGGAGCUAGCCUCAGCCAAGGAGGUGUGGUUCAGAGCGGCGGUGAUUGCCGUGCCCAUCGCAGGUGGCCUCAUACUAGUGCUGCUUAUCAUGUUGGCGCUGCGUAUGCUGCGCAGCGAGAACAAGCGGCUGCAGGACCAGCGGCAACAGAUGCUGUCGCGGCUUCACUACAGCUUCCACGGCCACCACACAAAGAAAGGCCACGUGGCCAAGCUCGACCUGGAGUGCAUGGUGCCCGUCACGGGUCACGAGAACUGUUGUCUGACUUGUGAUAAGAUGAGGCAGACGGACCUCAGCAACGAUAAGAUACUAUCCCUUGUCCACUGGGGGAUGUACAGCGGCCACGGCAAGCUGGAAUUUGUAUGACUUCCUGUCCAGGAGCACACCUCAAGUGUGGCAGACGUUUUUAUUUUUUUUUUUACUCUGGAAAAAAACAUUCCCAUAUUUUUCUCCCAUUGGACUGUUGGGUCUGUGUUUUCAUUUAUUUUUACCAGUGGCAAAAAAUACGAGACUGAUCUCAUGCCGUGUGGUUUUUGCUAGAGGAGCACUUUACUUGAAAAAUGAAAAGGCAAAGCAGUGAGGAGCCGUGUUUAAACCCAAGAGGGCCGGGACUGUGAGGUGGAGUGAGAGCACCCGAAGAUCCUGGACUUGUACACCGAGCGCUGAAGGAUUCCACACCGAUCUGAAUUUUGCACAUUUGGAUUAAAAAAAAACAAAAAACAAAAACUUUAACACUGACACCAGGGUACAAAGACUUGUUUGAGGCGUUAAAUUGACUGUAGGUGCGCACACUCCUCUGUGUACGUUCAAGCUUAUUGUAAAGAUUUUGAAAAUAUAUAUAUAUUUUUUUGUCUGAUUCAAAACUGACCAGUGUGUCUUGUUUUAGAAGAAUGUUCAGCAUUGCUCUGUGUGAUCAGACUUUAAGCUUGAUUGUGAGCGUGAAAGACUUCAUUAAAAGUGACUUUUUAUUUAUUUGA